UCCUCUCCACCCAACACUACUGUAUCCUCAUCACCACCCCUCCACCCAACACUGCUGUACCCUCAUCACCACCCCUCCACCCAACACUGCUGUACCCUCAUCACCACCCCUCCACCCAACACUGCUGUACCCUCAUCACCACCCCUCCACCCAACACUGCUGUACCCUCAUCACCACCCCUCCACCCAACACUGCUGUACCCUCAGCACCACCCCUCCACCCAACACUGCUGUACCCUCAGCACCACCCCUCCACCCAACACUGCUGCUUCUGCUACUCACCACUCACAAGGGCUUUGACACGGGCUGACUCUUCAUGGCUGCAUGCUCACUUAACAACAUAGUUUGGGCCAUCGCAGGUGCUGCAUGGGCAACUCACAAGUGUGUGUGUGUUUGUGUGUGUGUGUGUGUGUGUGUGUUCCUUUCUCAGGAGAGUACUACAGUAGACACGAGCAGUGCCAUCACUGUGAUUUCAGCUGUGAAACGUGCACUGGGCCAGAACCUGAGGAGUGCAUGCGCUGUUCCCGCCUCCGGCUGUUCGAUAAUGGCCGAUGUGUGAUUCACUGUGAUGCUGGAAAGUACGGCAUGGAGGGGCACUGCUACCUGUGCCACCACACCUGCCACGAGUGCUCCGACGACGGCCCCACCAACUGCACCAGCUGCCACACAGAUAGCUUUGGAGUGGCGCGCUAUUUGUUUGAGGGGCAGUGCCGUGACUCAUGUCCCGAGGGCCACUUCCCGUACCACUUCUCCACGCGCAGCGAGUGCAAGGCGUGCCCCGACAACUGCCGCGUGUGCUCCUCCGCCGAGACCUGCGUCCACUGCAGCGCGGGCUACUACCCCAAGGACGGAGAGUGCCUGCCGCUCAGCUGCGCGGACGGUGAGACGGAGGAUGAUGACCAGGGGUGUGUGACCUGUGAGGAGGGCUGUAAGAGCUGCUUAGCAAUUAAUCGGUUCCACUGCAACACCUGCUACCCUGAGUACUACCAGAGCGGGGUGAUGUGCCACAGGCACUGCCCUGACGGCACGUUCGGAGUGAACAGCACGCGCGUGUGUGAGAUGUGUGACCAUCACUGCCGCAUCUGUGACGAGUCCCAGUGCCACUGGUGCCAGGAUGACUACUUCCUGUCAGGUCACACGUGUGUGAAGGAGUGUGCUGAGGGUUACUAUGGCGAUGAGGAGCAGCGUGAGUGUGAGGCCUGUCACCAUGACUGCCGCUCGUGCAAGGGCCCCGCCUACGACGACUGUGACUCGUGCGAGGACGGAAUGGGGCUGAAGAACGGCCAGUGUGUCCACAUCAAUGUGACCGUCACCUGCCGGCCGGAUCAGUUCCUCAGUGGAAAGAAGGAGUGUUUGCCAUGCUCUUCUGACUGCGCCACCUGCUCUGGCCCGGAGGCCAAUCAGUGUGACACCUGCGACUCAGGUCGUUUCCUCUCUCGGCAUCAGCAGUGUGUGAGGCGUUGUCCGGCGGGGAGCUUUGGGAACGAGACGUCGCGGCGCUGUGAGGAGUGUGUGUCGGGGUGUGGCCAGUGUGAGGACGCACAGAGCUGCCAACGCUGCCAGUCCAGCCCCGUCCAGCUCUACCUCAGCCACGGCCGCUGUGUGCCCGAGUGUCAGAGUGGUUAUCCAGAGGGGGGAGUGUGUGUGGCCUGUGAGCCCCACUGUGAGGAGUGUGAGGGGCCCCAGAUGUGUGUGAGCUGCGUGGAACAGUACCUGCUGCACGGCCACUCCUGCGUGGGUCACUGUCCUCAGCGCUAUCGGCCUGACCAGGGGGAGUGUGUGCGCUGCCCCGACGGCUGCUCCGACUGCCACGCAAACGACCGCUGCACCGACUGUGAGCAGUACUUCUUCCUGCAUGAGGGGAAGUGUGUAGUGGACUGUCCAGUGGGCUUCUACGAGAGCUUGACCACUGGUGCGUGUGAGAAGUGCCACUCCAACUGCGUGGAGUGUGACGGCCCUGACGAGGACGACUGUGUGGCGUGCAGCCGCAGCCGCCCGCUGCGCUAUCGUGGGCAGUGUCUGUUCAAGUGCCCGCGCCACACCUACCAUGACCAGCAGUGGGCAGAGUGCAAGGAUUGUGACCGGACGUGUGUGACCUGCUCGGGUCCCCUGGCCACGUCGUGUGAGAGCUGUGAGGACGGCAUGGAGCUGGACGCUACUGGACACUGCAUGGUGGUCAACACGUGCCAGUCCCUCUACUACCCCGACGCAAGGGGCGAGUGCCAACCAUGCUACCACACCUGCCAUCGCUGCACUGGAGGCAAGGCCACAGACUGCCUCUCCUGUAGGCCCGGCAGCUACCUCCUCAACCACACCUGUGUGACGCAGUGUCCCGAUGGUUACUAUGGAGACGAUGACUCUCACCAGUGUGAGCGGUGUCAUUUGACCUGCCGCUCAUGUAGCGGUCACCACAGCACGGACUGCCUGAGCUGCCGAGAGAGCCUCUUCCAUCUCGGACACACGUGUGUGCCCAACUGCGGACCUGGCUACUAUGGCCACAACGGGACGUGCGUGCGCUGUGACCACUCGUGCAAGGCGUGCUGGGGUCACAGCUCCCACUGCACCAGCUGCAAAGACGGCUACUUCCUGCUGGACGGCGAGUGCGUGUACACCUGCCCUGAGCACUACUACCCUGACACACGCCACCACACCUGCCAGCACUGCCACGCCACCUGCCACACCUGCAGCGACUCAGGACCAAUCAAGUGCACUAAGUGCUACCCUGGGUUCCACUUCAUGGGCGGGAUCUGCAGCUCUCCCUGCCUGGCUGGCUACUACCCCAGCACACUGUCUGUGCCGCAGGACUCUGAUGUGAAGUGUGAGGCGUGCCACGCGAGCUGUACGGAGUGUAAGGGCGCGGGUCCCUCGGACUGCACCGAGUGUCCGGCUCUCCAGCGGCUGGCCACAGACGGCCGCUGCCUGAGCUGCUGCGGGGAGGGUCAGCGCAUGGACGGACGGCCCAUCCCCUGGGAGUGCUGCCAGUGCCAGGAGCUGGACGACGGCUGUGUGCUGGGCGUGAACUUCCGCUUCGUGGAGCCCAGGGAGCAGGAGCUGGGGGAGGCCCUGGAGGGGGUGGUGGUGACGCUGGUGCUGGGCUCGCUGGGUGUGGGCCUGGCGCUCUUCCUGGUGCUGUGGCUGCGCUCCACCGCGCCGCGCGCCCCCAUCGUGCGCCUGCAGGGCUACGAGAAGGUCCCCGUCCAGGCCACGCCUCUGCCCCCCGACAACCUGCUGCAGUUCCGGGACGGGCCAGACGACGACGAGGAGGACGAAGAGGGGGAGGAGGACUGUGACAUUGUGUACAUGGGGCAGGACGGCACGGUGUACCACAAGUUUAAGUACGGCCUGCUGGAUGAGCACGAUGAUGAACCUGAACUGGAGUACGAUGAUGAGGGUUACACCAUGACGGAAAUUAACGCAAGCACAGACACAUGAACACACACACACACACACCCCCACGCACACACUCACACACACUUACAUUGAUAUAGUAAUAUAAAAAUGCACUGAUCACUGUUCAAAAUUCAUGUCAUAGUGUAUGUCAUCUCCAAAAAGGCACACACAAACGUCAAUCUGUGAGUUCUGCUUUUCACCUACAGAGGGAGCUGUUCUUCCACUAUACAGUCCAUUGUCCACACAUGUAGGUUGUUGUAUUGGCUAUUAUGUUUGUUUUUUGUAUAUCUGGUGACAUUUAAAUUAAACCUUUGUUGUAUCAUUGGUUUUCAGUUUCAGUGAAAUGUUGCUUUUGCCUCUCAACCACCGCCUUUUGACAACCACACUGAAGUAUAAUCUUUGGGUGUGAUGUACAGUCAGUGUUUACGAUACAGUGAGAACAAUGAAAUAGCUGACAGUUCAUUUAUUAAACUUUUAUUAGCUGUGUUACUUAUUUAAGUAAUUAACUAGGGCAUUUAAUUUGUAGGGUAUUAUAAAGGUAUCACAGAUAGAACAGCCACUAUCUGGGAAAAACAUGAACCAAUCUGAAUUUCACGUUAAAUCAUUUGUUAUUCCCAGUGCCAGUUUUCAAGGAGAUUUACUGAUUUAUUUUCUUAAGAACAUCCUUUGAAAAUAUUUCUAAUGUACCACUAAGAUGCUGUGUGCCUUCAACAUUCACACAUUUGUUCUCACACAUUGUGCCUUCAACAGUCCCACAUAAACACUGGUGUCUGGUGUGUGAUGUGUGAGCGGAGUU
Molecule: messenger RNA, 4185 nt
Organism: Sardina pilchardus (European sardine)
Lineage: Eukaryota; Metazoa; Chordata; Actinopteri; Clupeiformes; Clupeidae
Product: proprotein convertase subtilisin/kexin type 5-like
Exons: 17
Coding region: 366-3431 (1021 amino acids)
Source: RefSeq, a predicted model, not a curated record